Molecule: messenger RNA, 1710 nt
Organism: Brassica napus (rape)
Lineage: Eukaryota; Viridiplantae; Streptophyta; Magnoliopsida; Brassicales; Brassicaceae
Product: protein root UVB sensitive 2, chloroplastic
Exons: 10
Coding region: 148-1473 (441 amino acids)
Biological process (GO): auxin polar transport; response to UV-B
Cellular component (GO): chloroplast envelope
Source: RefSeq, a predicted model, not a curated record
AUUAUAUAGCAACAAAGAAAAACCUGUGUGAGAAAUAGAAGGGAGCUCUCGACGACGUCGUUUUACGGGUCAUCUCUAUCCCAUCUUUCUCAAUUGUGUUAAUCAGCUCUAACGCAAUUCCGGCGACUCCACCGCCCCUUCUCAAAGAUGCAGUUUCUGGAGAAGGUGAAAAUGAUAAAGAAGGAAGAGCCGCCGGUGACGGUGAAUAACCCUGAAAGCCUUCCUCUUUACUGGUACGAAACUUCAGAUUCCGUCUCUCGCCGCUUCCACUUCGAAUCCGACGGUCACCUCUCUGUAAAUCUCUCUCUCCCCCCCUUUGCUUCACCAAUCUUCAGUGAUCAUGGUGACUCAGUGCCCUUUGUGUUAAGCAAUAGAAAGACUUUGUUUCGAAGUGUGCUUUAUAAAAGUGUGAACGAAGGGUAUCUUAGGUACACACAGUUUCGAGCACUUCAGCAUUUCUCUAGCGCUGCGUUAUCAGUCUUAUCCACUCAGUCACUGCUAUUUGCUGCAGGCUUGCGGCCUACACCGGCUCAAGCAACCGUCGUCAGCUGGAUUCUCAAGGAUGGGAUGCAGCAUGUGGGAAAGCUUAUCUGUAGCAAUUUGGGUGCAAGAAUGGACUCUGAGCCUAAACAGUGGAGGAUUCUAGCUGACGUGCUCUACGAUUUUGGUACUGGUCUGGAACUCGUUUCUCCUUUAUGCCCCCAUCUGUUUCUUGAACUGGCUGGUCUUGGGAACUUCGCUAAGGGAAUGGCUGUGGUUGCAGCAAGGGCAACAAGAUUACCGAUUUAUUCAUCUUUCGCCAAAGAAGGAAAUCUCAGUGACAUUUUUGCUAAAGGAGAAGCUAUCUCUACUCUUUUUAAUGUUGCUGGAAUUGGAGCUGGGAUUCAACUUGCUUCCACAAUAUGUUCAUCAAUGGAAGGAAAGUUGGUGGUUGGAUCGAUUCUUUCGGCUGUACAUGUGUACUGUGUGGUAGAGCAGAUGCGAGGAGUCCCAAUCAACACACUGAAUCCACAGAGAACAGCUUUGAUCGUGGCUAAUUUUCUGAAGACUGGUAAAGUCCCAAGACCUCCUGAACUAAAAUUCCAAGAAAACCUACUGUUCCCGGAGAGACCAAUCCAAGAUGCAGGAAACGUGAGAGUAGGAAGGGCUCUGCAUAAAGCUGUGAAGCCUUCUCAGGUGCAGAAACUAAAAGAAGUGUUUGCAGAAGAGAAGUUUCUACUGAGCCAAGGCAAAUCAUGGACCGAUAUGGUCUUGGAGCACGAUGCAACCGGUGAAGAUGCGUUUCGAGGGUGGUUAGUUGCAGCGUAUGCCAAGUCGAUGACAAAGAUAUACAAUGACCCUGAUGAUGUGAUAUUGCAAGACGCUUAUGACAAGAUGAACGAUGUCUUCGGUCCGUUUUUGUCUCAAGUGCAGGCUAAAGGAUGGUAUACCGAUAGAUUUUUGGAUGGCACGGGUACAAGAUUUGCUUGGUAGCUCUGUGUUUCUGGUAAAGUUUUUCAAGUGUAGACACAAUCUAGUGGCUGAAGACUAGAGUCAGAUUGUUAGGUGAAACCAAAGUGUUGUGGAGAAAAGAGAAAAGUUCUUUGUCGUCGUUUGUACUUCUUUUUGGGAGGGUCAUUGUUAGGUCUACUACAAUAUAUUAUCAUAUGAUUUCAAAGUGGAAUCUGAUGAAUACUUUUUAUGAAAAUAUAUUUGUUUUAAGUACAAAAA